AUUUGGCUACGCUUCACAUUAUCCUCACUGCAAAGAAAUCUACAAGUUGAAGAUUUGGGAUCUUCAAAAAAGAUAUGCUGAAAUUUGGAAAAUGAAAAAAUAAAACCACACUAUCACCUAAACCUGGAGAGACAAUGAACCGAAGCAGUAAACAACAGAGAAUCAAUUUCAGCUGUCGUUCUUACCAUAUAAACGACAUGUGCUUUACUCCGUGAGCCCAAAAAACUGAAAAAGCGAAUGAAACUCACCCGCUCUUUCAAGAGCGUGGAAGCACGCUCGACCACGUGUUAUCAAAUACCACGUGACGCAAUAAGGAAGAAUGUUUACUUCACGCGCGCGUGAAAAUAAAUCACCGACAAUGUUGUCAUAAUAUCUCCAUUUUCAUCGUCCCAAAAAUGAAGGGAGCAGAGAUAGCGUGGUAGCAGAGAGGUACCCAGAUUCCAGAAAAGGACCAAAAUGCGCAGAACAAUGGAAUAGUACAAAAUAGUUUUAAACUUGGAAGAGAAAACAGGAAGCAAAACUAGAUUGGUGGUUGGUACUGGGGUUCCGAGGUUGUCAACUUGUCAUGUCAAUGGCAAAAGUGGAAGAGGAACACACUUCAACGAAUCACACACCUUCUCACGUGUUACUUCUUCAAAUCAUGAGCAAAAGGAGAACAUGGGUAUGCAUUUUUGUGCUUUUUUAUGGCUUGCUCUUCACAUCUUCAUGGACUUUCCUCAAGUCCAUGAUUUCAUGGUACAAUUUUCAAGCUCAGUCAUCGAAUUCUUGGUGGCCGGCAGUCUAUGUUUCGGUGCUUCUUGGCACUGUUUUCGGGUUGCUUUCGAUGGUUGCAGCUAUAGCUGUGGUGGUUCCUGCGGUUCUGGUCACGUGGAUCACCAUCGUGGUGUUGUUGGCUUUUUUUGGGAAGCCUAAGAGGACUUUGGUUGUGGAGGGGGGACAGAUUACGAGGGAAAUUUUCAGUUUUAUGAUGAAGGUUUUGCUGAAAGAAGGGAAUGUUGUGGCUGCUAUUUGUGCUAUUUUGGGGUAUUUUGCUUUGGGGAGAACCAACGGUAAAGGUGUUGAUUGAGCUGGGUGCUUGAUUUUGUAGGAUUUGGAUAGAUGGGUGGUUUGCAGAUCUUGGUGGCUGUUGUGGUGAUUUGAGUGUUUUGAUCUCUUUUUUAGCAUCUUUCUAGAAAGAGUGGGAAUUAGAUUGAUUAGAUAGGGAAAAUUGUUAACUGCGGAUCUGUAUAGCUGCUUAACAAUCUUCAAUCCUAGUGCAUGCACUCCGUGAUUCAUUAAUUUUUCCAGCCUUUUUUUUUUCCUUGUCUUUUGCCUUCAAGAUUAAAUACUAAUUCUUUAAUUGUAUGCCCCGGAAGUUGGUCUUCUUUGUCAGCAAAUUGUCACUGAUAAAUCUGUAAAUUUGAUGCUUUGAGCUAUAUAUAUAUAUAUAUAUAUAUCAAUGGGCUGCACGAAGUUUAAUAUAUCAAUCUUGAAA
Molecule: messenger RNA, 1474 nt
Organism: Abrus precatorius (Indian licorice)
Lineage: Eukaryota; Viridiplantae; Streptophyta; Magnoliopsida; Fabales; Fabaceae
Exons: 1
Coding region: 566-1066 (166 amino acids)
Source: RefSeq, a predicted model, not a curated record